GUUCCUCGGUCGAGGGCCAACCAAGGUUGAUGAUGGUGAAAGCCCCAUCCACGACGUCCUCAAAGUAGGCAUGAUGACUGUAGUUGCUCGGCGACAUUUUCUAAAAUAAACCCAAGUUCCAUGGCCUGGAUGAAGCCUGCUGGCUGGGCGAAGUCAUAAGUAGCCGAAAUGUGACCGGUCAGGCUAGUAUAAGAAUCUUGCGGCCCAAGCAUCGUGAACUGUCUAUCAGGAUUGCCAUUCGUAAACAAUAGUACUAUCUUCAACCAACGUGGACGGAACGAAAGAAAGAAAAAAGGUGCAACAGGAUCAUUCAAGAUAGCAAUCAUGGCCGACUCGACUACCCAUGCGAAUAACAAAUACUUCGAUAAGGAGGCGGAGACCUACGAUACCAAGCAUGCGAAGACCCUCGACUAUAUCAUGCAAAGGAUCCGCGCUGAGCGGGAUUUCAUCGGCGCCGACUGGAUUGAUGAGGAUGACGACAACGACGACGAUGGCAAGGCGGGAACGACCAAGACCAUCAGGCUGCUCGACUAUGCUUGCGGGACGGGGAAUAUCUCGAGGGCUCUGGCCCCUUACACAACCCAAUGCGUGGGAAUAGAUCUCUCCAAAGGCAUGGUAGAAGCAUACAACGCCCGCGCCCGAAACCAGGGCCUCUCCCCCUCCGAAAUGGCCGCCUACCAAGGCAACCUCUGCUCCCCACGCGACGACGACGCACCGCCACAGGACCUCUCGGACCUCGCGCCGCCCGCCUCCUUCGACGUCGCGGCCGUCGGCCUGGGCUUCCACCACUUCGAGGACCCGGACCUGGCGGCGCGCCGCCUGGCCGACCGCCUGCGGCCGGGGGGAGUGCUUUUCAUCGUCGACUUCCUCACGCACGAUGGGGCCCUGCCCUCCGGGGCGGAGGAGGCAAAGGCGACGGUGGCGCACCAGCACGGGUUCUCGGAGGGGAGGAUCAGGGAGGUGUUUGAGGGGGCCGGGGUCGGGGCCGGGUUUGGGAUCGUGGAGAUUGGGACUAUUAAGGCGCCUAGGCAUGAUGGGGGCGGUGGUGGGGGUGGGGGUGAGGGCCAUGAGCCGGCGCCGAAGAGGGUUUUUCUUGCUAGGGGGACGAAGGUUUGAUGGGAGGAGGAGGAUCGCAUCUUUUUUUCUCUACGGGCUGAUUAUGAAGAAGAGGGGAGGAACUUGGGGGCGCAGAGGACGGUAGGUAGAUUUUCUAGCUAGCAUGUGUCGAUCUCGGCCAUCUUUCCAAGCCGAGUUCGUGGUCAGAUCUAAAUAGGGGCUAUUCGAGGU
Messenger RNA from Phialemonium atrogriseum, 1287 nucleotides. Its product is annotated as S-adenosyl-L-methionine-dependent methyltransferase. Lineage: Eukaryota; Fungi; Ascomycota; Sordariomycetes; Cephalothecales; Cephalothecaceae. The coding region runs from base 325 to 1116 and encodes 263 amino acids. The transcript has 4 exons. Gene Ontology annotation, molecular function: methyltransferase activity. The record is from RefSeq and is a predicted model, not a curated record.